GAUGCCUUAGCGACCAUGCUUCGAAGCUUCGUUCAUGUAACAUGAUCCUUCAAAGAGAGAUGAAUAUACAGCAUAAAAAAUGAACAACAUCUUGUUUUAGCGGUGAAAAACUGUUCACAGGAGUUUUAAUGACUACUUUCAAUUGUUGGCACCAAGUUAUUAAUUAUACGUCUUGCCUCUGACACACCUGCUUUUCAACUGCUGAUGUGCGUGAAUAAUUUAUAUAUCACCAAAGGCUACAAUCAGUUGCAUCUAUUUGCAGUUUUCGGUCAAUUUUGCACAAAAUCUACGUCUAACACAGCAAGAAAACGACAUUUAAGCAAAGUCAUGUUGGUGCAAAAUCUUCCUGCAACACAGCAAAAUCAGGAUAUAACCCAAGGUAAUCAUGCUAUAAAGCGAACAGAUAAUGGUCUGUUCUACGCAAAUUUUAAGGUUCACAAGUUUCACUAUCUGCAAUUAUCUUCACGAGCCUUUUCCCAUGAAGUACUUCAAGCCGACGAAUGCGCAUUUUCUUGUGUUUCUCAACAAACCUGUUACUCGUUGAACAUUGGGUUGUCUCCAAAUCAGAAUGGCAAAUUUUUAUGCGAACUUUUAAGUGGAGACAUGUAUAGAAGCCCAAAGAAUUUGACGUCUUCGCAGCAGUUUGACCAUUACAGCAUUGAGUCGCCCUGCUCGAAUGAUCCAUGCAAAAAUAACAGAACUUGUAUCCCCAAUUACAAAGAAAAUACUUAUAGUUGUAUUUGCACCCCUGGCUAUCGGGGUCGUUAUUGCAGCAAAGUCUGUUCAGCGCCUUUGGGAAUGGAAGACUACCGAAUUACAUCUGCGCAGAUCUCGGCUUCGUCCCAGUAUGACGGGAAUCAUGCUCCAAACCAAGGGAGACUGCACUUCAAAGAAAUCUCCGGGUCGCAUGCUGGCAGUUGGGUCGCGGGCAGGAAUAACGUGAAUCAGUGGUUUCAAGUUGAUCUAACAAUUGAGACAACCGUUACAUUUCUAGCAACACAAGGACGAAAUAUGUAUGAACAGUGGGUAACCAAGUAUAAGCUGCAGUACAGUAAUAAUGGAAGCACCUUCCAGGUGUUUAAGCAAGACGGGGAGAGCUCCGACAAGGUUUUUGUUGGAAACAGUGACCGAGAUACAGUUGUGAAAAACCCUGUUAUCUCACCCAUCAAAGCUCGAUAUCUCCGGUUGAUACCCACAGAAUGGCACAACCACAUCUCCAAGAGGAUUGAAUUGUACGGCUGUUUGGAAAACAUGCGAGCUCUUGGCAUGGAAAGUGGUACCAUCACUGAUUCACAACUUACCGCUUCUUCGAUUUGGAAUGUUUACCACAGCCCUGCGCGGGCACGCCUCCAUACAAAGGACCUUGGACUUUCGAAAGGGAUUGGUGCCUGGUCAUCUUUGACGAAUGAUUUGAACCAAUGGCUACAGGUUGACCUUCGUAAAAUCACCAGUGUGACCUACAUUGCAACACAAGGGAGAAAUAGUUAUUCGAUAUCACAGUGGGUGAAGAAAUAUAAGCUACAAUUCAGCAAUGAUGGAGUAUCAUUUCUGUUUUAUCAGAGACAAGGAGAUUCCUCUGACGUGGUUUUUGAGGGCAAUAUCGACCGAGAUACCGUUGUCUAUCAUCUAUUGGAUCCACCAAUCACAGCGCGAUUCUUACGGGUAAAACCAACUGAAUGGCAAAGCCACAUUUCCAUGAGGCUGGAGUUAUAUACUUCCCCAGAAGAAACCUGACUCUCGGGCUCUGUGAUUCAACGCUUGGUGCUGCAACGAUAUUUCAAGAGGAAGCGCCGAGUCAAAUCUUCUGUAACUGUUCAUCAAGAAUUUAAUGAUCGCACGAACGCCCUCUCCUUUAAAGGCGGCUGGAUGUUCAACAACUAGCGGUACUUUUCAGAGAUUUCGAUUCAAAUAGAGGCACAGCGCUCGCUCUGCUGGCAGGUGAAUACAGCAUUUGUAGUCACUACAACAAAUCUUUCCGGGACAAUGUUCGGUUGACUGAUUUAGCAGAAAAAGUUGUCUACUCUUAAAAAGAUCAUUACAAGCGUGCUGACCUAUCCUUAAUACGGUUAUAUAUCAUUUAUUACAAAAUGACAGUAUAAAGCAAAACAUGAAAUAAAAAGCCGGUUGCGAUGAGGUCAGUACAUGUAGGAAAACAAUGAUACAAGGACUCUUUAAAUGGGUUAAUAACAGUUAAUCAAGUAGUCUUCCAAAGAAGGCCAAAUUGUAUUUAUUGACCCAUACGAAUCAGAACAUCUCUGGCGUUAAACUUACUUUAGAUAAGUCUAUACAAGCAAUGAUUGAA
Messenger RNA from Stylophora pistillata, 2302 nucleotides. Its product is annotated as lactadherin. Lineage: Eukaryota; Metazoa; Cnidaria; Anthozoa; Scleractinia; Pocilloporidae. The record is from RefSeq and is a predicted model, not a curated record.